AUGGACACACCACCUCGUCGUCCGCGCCAUGCGGUGCACACAUUCCCCCUCCGCUACCUCGUCGUCGUCCCCAUCCUCCUCGCCCUGCUGACCGGCUACACCCUCUUCGUCCACUGCGACACGGACAUCUACAUGCUUUACAGCCAGUGCCAUGCCAGGUCGCGUGUCCCAUGGCUCUCUCAUAUCCCGGUGAUCGGCAGCCCUGCCUGCUUCCUAGUCAGCUUCUUUCAGAAGGCCGCGGCAUCCGUCUCCCUGCGCGCCAUCAGUAUCAUGGCGCUCGUCCUCUCGUUCCUGGCUGGCCUUUUGACAGUGAGCACGGUCGAGGCGGCGAGAAUCUGCAAUGCACCGGCGGUACUGAUUGCGUACCCCACGGGGCCAUGGCUCGUAUUCGACUUAAUCGGCGGUGCUAUGAUUUGGCAGCUGGUCAUCAUUCCAGCCUUCUUCCAUCGCAGCCGUGAGAUUAUCCUUGCCCGCCGUCGUGGAGGGCCGGCGCAGCUCUUGGGACCGGCCGAUCCGACAUUUGGUGAGGCCAUGCGACAUCUGGCCAAGGUUGCUGAGACAGUUGCCAUUCCCAUAGCCGUUGCACUCGGCUUCGUCGUUCCUUCUAUUCUGCUCCUCGUCCUCGACACCCCCAUCGUCGCCCUUGUGUGGCUGUUCUUCCCCGUCUGGGUUUCUCUCAUCAGGCAGGCUGUCCGCAAAAUUGUGCUCUCGCUGCGCGAGGUCUGGCAUUCCAGUUGCCAUCUCGAGUCGAACCGACUGGCGCUUGUAGCAGUCUACAUCAUCCCGACCAUUUGCUCGAUCAUUUCAUAUGUUCUAUUCCUGUGGAGCUUGACACAGCCCGACGAUCGCAAGGAAAUGACGCGCUCGACGGUCAAGUUUAUCAUAAUCAACACGUUUUUCAUCGGCCUGACAGUGCUAUAUUGGGUUUUUGUGGAAGCUGGAUGGAGAGUUGCUGCUGUGAUGGCUCUCGUCUCAGUGCUUCUAGGCCCUGGCGCGGGCAUUUGCAUUGGCUGGAUCUACCGGGAGAGUACUGUAGAUCCAGACGGGGGCGUGACCGUCGUUGUGGUUGGGGGCCGGAGGAACAGCGAAGAUGAUUGUUUAUCUGAACACACUCCGUUGCUGCGGUGA
Thermochaetoides thermophila DSM 1495 is the source of this 1128-nucleotide messenger RNA. RefSeq lists its product as uncharacterized. The transcript has a single exon. The record is from RefSeq and is a predicted model, not a curated record. The coding region runs from base 1 to 1128 and encodes 375 amino acids. Lineage: Eukaryota; Fungi; Ascomycota; Sordariomycetes; Sordariales; Chaetomiaceae.